AUGUCGGCCCUUAAAACUAACUUUUUUGUGGUGGUCACGCUUAUCGUGGUACGACUCCAGGCCGCCCUAUGGUCGACCAUUUCCGAUUGCGACGAAACGUUCAACUACUGGGAGCCGUUGCAUUAUUUGCUGCGGGGUAAAGGCUUUCAAACAUGGGAGUACAGCCCGGAAUUUGCUUUGCGGUCCUACAGCUACCUGUGGCUGCACGGUUUACCGGCCAAAAUUCUUGGCCUGGUAGUCGACAAUGGUGUAGUGAUCUUCUAUUGCAUACGGUGUCUGCUGGCUGUUGUGUGUGCCUUGCUUGAAUAUCGCCUCUACAAGGUUUUAAAGCGCAAAUGUGCGGGUGUGGUAUGCAACAUGUGGUUGUUUCUCCAGUUAGUGAGUGCUGGAAUGUUUAUCUCCAGCACUGCCCUGCUGCCAAGCAGCUUUGCCAUGUACAUCACCCUAGCGACCAUUGCGGCGUGGUUGAACGAAGACUCGAAAACGGUAAUAGCCGUAACAGCCCUUUCCGGUUUGAUUGGUUGGCCAUUUGCUGUAAUUGUCGCUGUCCCGUUCACACUGGAACAACUGUUGUGGAAAAGGCAGAUUGUGCCCUUCGUUAAAAAUGCACUGUUUUAUGGCUGCCUGUUUGGUAUUCCUAUAGUGCUUAUCGACAGCCUUUACUUCGGAACAUUCACCGUAGCUGCAGUGAACAUAAUUCGUUACAACGUGUUCACCUCCCAUGGUCCUGAUCUUUAUGGCGUUGAGCCUGUACUGUUUUAUGGGAAAAACCUGUUUCUCAACCAUAACAUCGCAUUUACGAUCACUGUUUCGUCUCCAGCGGUGGUAAUAUUAGCCGCAGCGGUUCGUGUAAGGAACACGAAAAAUCGUCUUUCGCCAUUGCAAGCGCUGUGGCUGAUGAUGCCUCUAUAUCUGUGGCUGAUGGUGUUUGUGGUCCAAGCUCAUAAAGAAGAACGGUUCCUUUUCCCUGUCUAUCCAUUUUUUUCGCUCGGCACAGCAUUGCUGUUGGACCAAACGUUUUCCCACAUGAAGCGUGUCUUCGGAGCACCAAGGUCGACAAUUGCAAACCGUGCGAUGGGUUUCGUUGUACUCGCCACUGCACUGUGCCUAGGUGUGUCGCGAAUAUUGGCCAAUUCAAUGCAUUACCACGCUCCGAUGGCCAUCCUGAACGGAUUGCCUCCAGCGAACGAUCAAGAAAUGAAUGUGUGCUACGGUAAAGAAUGGUACCGCUUCCCUGGCAGCUUUUUCCUUCCACCCAACUACCGUGCGCGUUUCAUCGAGUCCAGCUUCACCGGGAUGCUGCCGGCAUACUAUCAGGAAACGGAAAACGGAACACAAAUCGUGCACGAUUACUUCAACGAUCAGAACAGAGGUCAUCCGUACAUGUUGUUUAACCUGAGCGAAUGCGAUUUUCUUGUGGAUUUGGAUACGGGCGCAUCCUACGAUGAGCAGAACAAGGAACCAAACUAUUCCGCCGACGAGAAAACGUGGUCCAUUGUGGAGAGCAUCAAAUUUGUGCUCGCUGCACGAUCUGAUAUGUUCGCUAGAGCUUACUACGUGCCUUCGUAUCCGUACAUUGUGUAUGGGAACUACAAUUUGUUGCAGCGGAUAAAGAUAAACUAA
This is a messenger RNA of Anopheles marshallii, 1623 nucleotides long. It is a transcript of the gene Alg9, whose product is annotated as alpha-1,2-mannosyltransferase ALG9. The record is from RefSeq and is a predicted model, not a curated record. NCBI's taxonomy places the organism in Eukaryota, Metazoa, Arthropoda, Insecta, Diptera, Culicidae. The transcript is spliced from 4 exons. Bases 1 to 1623 code for a protein of 540 amino acids. Gene Ontology annotation, molecular function: alpha-1,2-mannosyltransferase activity. Gene Ontology annotation, biological process: protein N-linked glycosylation. Gene Ontology annotation, cellular component: endoplasmic reticulum membrane.